Molecule: messenger RNA, 1539 nt
Organism: Besnoitia besnoiti
Lineage: Eukaryota; Apicomplexa; Conoidasida; Eucoccidiorida; Sarcocystidae
Exons: 8
Coding region: 1-1539 (512 amino acids)
Source: RefSeq, a predicted model, not a curated record
AUGCGGCGCGAACGAGGGCUUCUGCCUGUCUUCACUGCGUCCGCGUCCGCACCGGCUGCCGCCGCCGCCGUGCCGCUUUCCGCGCCCUCGCCCGCGUUUGUCUCUGCUUACGCGUCUUUCUCCGCCUUUGCACUCCGUCGCCCGCGACCGCGCGCGGCUUCCUCGCGCCUCUGCGGCGCCGGGAAAGGACGCGCGCAGCAGAAAAAAGGUCCUACGCGGGCAGGCCCCAGUGGGGCCGCGAAGGUCGCGAAGAAGGCUCCGCAGGUCCUGGGCAGAGCCGCCGAAAAGAGGGAGGCUAGGCGGAAGCAGAAGGAGCAAGAGGAGAAAAGAAAGCCAAAGAAACAUGUCGCCAAGAAACACCCCGAAGACGACAUGUUCAGCGAGCUGACCAAGGAGGACCUCGUCACCCGAGACCUUCCUCAUGGGCUCAUUCCGCCGCUGCAGUGGGAGCUGUACAAAAUGUUUGGGCGUGUCGGCGACCCCAGGUGGCCCUACACCGCGGAGUCUGCGACGUGCAAAAUCUUUAUCGAGAGGCUCUUCAAGGGAUACGGACUGAGGCCCAGCAUCAACGAAGACGAAUUUCGCAAGCGCCUCGAGCGCGAGUGGUUUUUCCUCGCGCCUGCGGGCGACUGCGCAGAGUUCCUCCACUUCGACGAGCUCUCCCGAAAGUGCUGGCUUCUCGUUCGCGGUUUGAAAAUUCGCGAGGAAGAAGAGGAACUUCGGCGCCGCCGGGCGAUUGAGACCGGCGCAAAGCCUGAGAAUCCUCGCCUGCGCAAGUUCUCGCUGUUGCCCAGCGAAGACAUUCCGCGGCUGACGCUUCACCGCAGAGUGAAUAAAGAGAUCAACCAGCAAGGCGUCCACCCUGCCGUUCUCGACAUCUUGUGGGAGUUUUUCUCCGAAGGGAAACCAGACUUGACGCGCGAGCAGGCCCGCGCGCGCUUCGAGACGCUCGCGGGUGGGCUGCCGACGGAGGAGACUCCGGAGGACGACGGAGAGGCAGAGGAGACAGAAGAGGAGGCGCAGGAGACCGCGGAGACCGCCGAGGGCGAGGCGACCGAGCGCGACCCGCUGGAUAUGUAUCUCGAGUCGCUGUUGAGGAAGCGGAGGGAGAAGGAGCGGCGCCGCCUGCUGCGCCCGCUGACGGCCAGCCGCUUUCUUGAGGUCUUCCAAGACAAAGUCGAGGCCGCGAUGGAAAACUACGACGAGGCGAAGUACUGGGACUAUCACAGAGAAGUCGUCGCCUCGAGAGCGGCGCUCGCUGAAGCCUUUGCCCACAACGCAGCGUACAGACAGCAGCGGAGACGCUUCUGUCGAGCCUCAAAUCUGCUCUUCAGCGACAUCUGGCGCUCGGUGCUGCACGCGAGGAAUCGCGACGAAGUCGAGGAAGUCGCGCGUCCGACGGACGAAUCGAGUGUGUGGCAACUUGCGAAAACCCAGACGCGAGAGAAAAGGAACAGGAGUCCGACCUUUUCCCUCGAAGACAAACGCCUCAAGAAACUUGCGAAAGGCCUCCGCCAUCCGUGGACGCCUUUCGGCUGA